This is a messenger RNA of Symbiodinium sp. CCMP2456, 699 nucleotides long. The record is from the annotation of a GenBank genome assembly. Lineage: Eukaryota; Dinophyceae; Suessiales; Symbiodiniaceae.
AUGUCGUCCGGAGGCUAUUCGGAUCCCCCGCCGGGGCUCGCAGUUAUGACGCCCCCGAUUUCCGUCAGAGACCUGGAAGCUGAGUUCUCGGCGCCGAAGACGAGAGCUGGCUACUGCAAAGGCAGAGGCGACGAGGAUUCCCUGACCUCGGAAAAGCUCUACGCUUUCUGCAGCGAGGAGGUGAAGGAGUUCAUCACGCUGCUGAGCGAUUCCGAAGCUUCCACGCCCCGUGCUGUCGACCUUCCAGACUUUGCCGAAGAGAGGCUUGAAAGUCACUUGGACCUGCAGCGCGAGUGGGAGGAGGCUUACGAAGAAGGACGAGGGGAGCCAACGACCAGAAAGGCGGCCUUGUCGGCGCCGAUCAUCCGACCGCCCCUCCCUGCUCCGACUGCUGUGGAGCUGUCGGGUGACUGGGUCGACAGCAUGGGGAACCUCUUGCAGGUCAACCCAAAAGCGACGCAGGCCCGCCUGGUGGGACCCCGCGGCACGCGCACGCUGCGGCUUUCCAAAGACAACUGGGGCAGGCUGUGGUGCGGCACUUACGUCUUGCUGGAGAUAGGCUAUGAUGAUGACGAGGGCACAGAUUCAGCUGCACCAUCGUGCCUCGCUUGGCGCACAACUAGGUGGCAGAAGUCAAUAUGGCACCGGACCGCACGAAGGGAGAAGCCGGAACCAGAAGUUGUCCGGUGGGUGCUGUAA